AUGUCCAAAAGCAUGAUACAAAAUCUGAUUCCUAAAGAAUUUACGUGGAAACUACUAUUUGCGGCAUUAUGUUUUGGAUUAUCAGGAGCUGCAAGAGGAUUGGAUGAAGGACUGAUUGCUAGCACAGUUGCAGAGGGCUCAUUCAUCCAGCAAUUCAAAUUACAGGAAGAUGAUCUAAGUGCUACCGAAAAAGCAAACCGUCUAUCGAAUGUCACAUCCAUGGUUCACAUUGGAAGUCUCCCAGGGGCAGUUGCUGGUUUUGUCUUAUGUGAAUGGGUUGGGAUUCUCUGGACAAUGAGGGAAUUGUGCUUUACGUGGAUAAUUGGGUCGAUUAUUUUCAUGACAUCUCAUAAUAUUGGACAGGUAUACGCAGGACGAUUCGUGAUGGGGUUAGGAAUUGGACAAGCGGGUGUGAUUGCGCCCGUAUAUUUGGCUGAAGUCGCACCUCCAACUAUGCGGGGGAUGAUGUAUUUCGCGAUCUGGGGUGCAUCGAUUCAUAUCUCGAAUUCUAAUGCUGCUCAGUGGAUUGUCCCGCAGAGUGUACAAGCGAUGUGGGCAACUUUGUUGUUGACUGCUUCUUUUUUCUGUGAAGAGAGCCCUAGAUACUUGUGCAAAAGCUAUAUGCCCGAAAGAGCAUGCGAGGCUUUUGCUACAUUGUGGAAUCUUCACCCUAUGGAUGCUGCCAUUCAAAUUGAAAUGCGGAAUAUCAGGAAGCAGCUCGAAGAAGAGCAGACCGAGUCUCACAAUAGAUCCUUAAUAUCAUCUUUGAAGGAGUUACUUACAGCUAGGGACAACCUUCGCCGAAUCAUGUUUAUUGUGAGCUUGCAGAUUUUGAGCCAGUGGUCUGGUCCAAACUCAGUAACAACAUACGCACCCGAACUGUUUGGGCUCUUUGGAGUUGCCGGAAACAAUGAAAAGCUUUUUGUCACAGCGAUCUUUGGACUCAUCAAGCUCGUGGCUGCAUUUGGAUGCGCAGUAUUUCUUAUCGACAGACUGGGCCGGAAGAGAACCCUUUACAUCGGUAUUACUGUCCAGCUCAUCGCACUUAUCUACGACUCGAUAUUCCUCACAGUAUAUUCAAAUCUCUCCAAUUCAGCGAAAAACUCAACUUCAUCACUACAAGCUGCGGUCGGAUCGAUCGUUUUCAUGUAUUUUAUUGGUAUUGGCUGGGCCAUUGGGUGGAACUCGAUUCAGUAUCUUGUCACAGCAGAGACUUUCCCUCUUCGUGUCCGACUUUGUGGUGCAAGUCUGGCAACAUGCAUUCAUUUUGGUAACCGAAUUGGUACAUCGAAGGUAGCUACACCUUCUAUGCUACUAGAAUCUGCCUUGACACCAGCCGGGACAUUUUGGUUCUUUUCAGGGAUCUCAUUCAUAGGACUGGCUUUCGCUGUUGUAUGGCUUCCUGAAACAUCUGGUAAAGGCCUCGAGGAAACCAAUCAGUUGUAUGCCGGGUUGUCUGCAUCACAAUCUUCGGCUAACACUACCGCCACUUCGACUACCGUGGUUGCAUCUUUGAAUUCUAGCCAUACAGCCGUGCCUGAGCAUCAAUAG
Messenger RNA from Penicillium angulare, 1551 nucleotides. Its product is annotated as quinate permease. Gene Ontology annotation, cellular component: membrane. Bases 1 to 1551 code for a protein of 516 amino acids. The record is from RefSeq and is a predicted model, not a curated record. Gene Ontology annotation, biological process: transmembrane transport; carbohydrate transport. Lineage: Eukaryota; Fungi; Ascomycota; Eurotiomycetes; Eurotiales; Aspergillaceae. The transcript has 6 exons. Gene Ontology annotation, molecular function: carbohydrate:proton symporter activity.